Messenger RNA from Colossoma macropomum (tambaqui), 2020 nucleotides. It is a transcript of the gene galns, whose product is annotated as galactosamine (N-acetyl)-6-sulfatase. Gene Ontology annotation, molecular function: arylsulfatase activity; N-acetylgalactosamine-6-sulfatase activity. The record is from RefSeq and is a predicted model, not a curated record. NCBI's taxonomy places the organism in Eukaryota, Metazoa, Chordata, Actinopteri, Characiformes, Serrasalmidae.
GUGACGUGACGCAGACUCGGCGUUUAUUUUCUUGAUUUAUUUUAGGUUUGGAAGGUUUUUUUUGCUUAAACGAGGCGCUAUUUUUGUUAGCAGUCCUGUGUGCCGAGAAUAUGUCAUCCGUGGACCUCUUGCAGUGUUUAUGCAGACUUCUUUAAACUUCGACUCACAUUCAGAGGACGCUACUGUGCGCACUUCCUCAAUGUCCGAGGCAUGUGAUGAGCAGAAACUGGAGAUGAGAUGAGAUGAAGAGAAAUGGGGGUCCAGCGAAUCAAAUGUGCGUCCAUCCUUUUCUGGACUGUGUGCUUCCUUACAGCCACCGACAGUCAGAAUGUGUCCACUCCAAAUAUCAUCAUCAUGCUAAUGGAUGAUAUGGGAUGGGGUGAUCUGGGGGUGUUUGGUCAGCCCGCCAUGGAAACUCCAAACUUGGACCUGAUGGCUUCUCAGGGGAUGCUGUUCCCUAACUUCUACACCGCAAACCCACUCUGCUCUCCCUCCAGAGCGGCCCUGCUUACUGGAAGACUUCCAAUUCGCAACGGGUUCUACACCACCAACGCACACGCCAGGAACGCCUACACUCCUCAGGAGAUCGUGGGAGGAAUCUCAAAAGACGAGAUACUGUUGCCUCAGAUCCUGAAGAAAAAAGGCUAUGUCAGCAAGAUCGUCGGCAAGUGGCACCUCGGGCACAGAGAGCAGUUCCUGCCCCUGAAGCAUGGGUUCGAUCAGUGGUUUGGAGCACCAAACUGUCACUUUGGACCCUACAACAACACCUACAGGCCCAACAUCCCCGUCUACAACAACUCCCAGAUGAUAGGAAGAUAUUAUGAGGAGUUUGAAAUCAAUGAGAAAACAGGGGAAUCAAAUCUCACACAAAUUUAUUUGGAGGAAGGUUUGAACUUCAUCCGUCACCAGACCAUGGCACGACAGCCCUUCUUCCUGUACUGGGCGGCGGAUGCCACACACGCACCCGUCUAUGCCUCCAAACGCUUCCUGGGAAAGAGCCAGAGAGGACGCUAUGGCGAUGCUGUGAUGGAGCUGGACUACAGUGUCGGGCAGAUUUUGUCCUGGCUGGUCACACUGGGCAUCGAUAAAAACACAUUUGUGUUCUUUACCUCUGACAACGGCGCUGCAUUAACAUCUGGACCUCAUCAGAGUGGCAGUAACGGUCCGUUCCUGUGCGGAAAGGAGACGACUUUCGAAGGAGGAAUGAGGGAGCCAGCUAUUGCCUGGUGGCCGGGACGAAUCCCUGCAGGCACGGUCAGUUCUCAGGUGGGUACUGUGAUGGAUCUCUUCACCACCAGUCUCGCUCUGGCUGGUCUCGUUGCCCCUGACGAUCGGGUCAUUGACGGCCUGGACCUGAGACCGACCCUGUUCAACAGCACGCUGACAGACAGGCCCGUCUUCUAUUACCGCGGCAACCAGAUGAUGGCGGUGCGGGUUGGAAUCUACAAGGCUCACUACUGGACAUGGAGCAACUCAUGGGAGGAGUUUAAGAAGGGCAUAAACUUCUGUCCUGGCCAGGAGGUGGCUGGGGUCACCACACACACCCAGCAGGAACACACCAUGCAGCCGCUCAUCUUCCACCUGGGGCGGGACCCUGGAGAGAAAUACCCAAUCAGUGUCCUAUCUGAAGAGUAUCAGGCCGUUUUGAGGCGUGUUACUUCGGUCGUGGAGCAGCAUCAGAAGACCUUGAUUCCUGGUCAGCCUCAGCUGAACAUGUGUGACCUGGCAGUGAUGAACUGGUCUCCUCCUGGGUGUAAGCAGCUGGGAAAGUGCCUCAAACCACCACCCUCUCAGCCGUGGAAGUGUGACUGGCCGCACUGAGGCGUCUUCUACACAAAUGAUCAGAACAUUAAACCCUCCAGCUGAUCUCUACACAGACUGGAUGAUCUCUUCUGCAUUCAUGAAUGUAAAAAAGAAAAACUAAAAAUUCUGUCUGCACUCAUGAUGAUGAUUUUAAUCACUUUUUUUAUUUUGGAGGGAAUAUUUUUAAAAGAACUUAAUUAUUUCAAACUAUUGCUGU